Molecule: messenger RNA, 1425 nt
Organism: Trypanosoma cruzi
Lineage: Eukaryota; Euglenozoa; Kinetoplastea; Trypanosomatida; Trypanosomatidae
Exons: 1
Coding region: 1-1425 (474 amino acids)
Source: RefSeq, a predicted model, not a curated record
AUGAAUGGUGGCAACGGCAAAGACUGUAACCAACCGGAUGCGGCCGUUGCGUCAUCCGCAUUUGGCGACGCACUGCGCCCCGUCGAGCUGCGUCAUUGCGUUUCUUUGAAUAAGUACUCCCGGAUGCCGGCCGAUGAAAUUUGCGAGGAGGAAGUUGUACGGAGCGAAGUGGCGGUGCAGCUUGCGGAGAAAGUUGUUGUCCUUCGCCGCAAGCUGCAGCGGCGUGAGGCCGAGAUACAGACACUGAAGUCAGGCAUAGGGACGGACACGAGCGCUGCAACGCACACUACUGCCGCUGCCACUUCCACGACUGUUGCUGAUGGUUCGACUGUUGAGUCAUGCAACGACGUCUGUGCCGCGUCGUCCGUGACGAGGGAGAGUUCUGCUGCGGAGCAGGCGGUAGAUUGUAACAGCCAAGGCAACAGUGCCGAGUGGCAAGAGAAGCUAGCGGAGAUGGAGGCCCAGAGUGUACUGUGGAGGCAACGCGUAAAGGAGGCGCUGCGAACGAGUCAAAAAAGGGAACAGGCCCUUCUUGCAGAGAACAUUGCGCUCCAGAAAAGACUGCAGGAGUUGCAGGGGAGACUGAAUGAGGCCGUGUUUUGUAUUGAGGCUAGCGCCUUGAAGAAUGCCCGGCAGACGACGAAGGUGAGUCGCUAUUGUCAAACGAAUGAAUCAUCAGAAGAUGCGGAAUCUGGGGACGAAUCAUACGCCGAUGACGCCACAGGGAUGUCAAACGUCAGCAGCAACCCUCGUCCUUUGCGAAGACGGCGGCGACAAUCUGUUCAGAUUUCUGCUCUGCGUACGCCUUUGCGUGUUGUGGCAUCCUCAGAGAAUUUAGAAAAAACGGCGAGAGCCACACCUCUUAUGACGCCAACGCAGACUGAAAUCUCCGAUAGCAGCAGCAAAAGCCCUUCUCGAUUUCCGUACCCGCCACAACCACUUGUGCCGAUGCGGCGUGGGAACCCAAAUACCGACGGAGGCAGCAAUAUGGGCAGCCCGAAUUAUCCCGUGGAGAUUUGUUCGUCUGACCCGGCGAGUCAAGCACAGACCCCGCCAUUCAUCGUUGCUGUUCACUACAACAACUCGGAUGGGUGGAGUGUCCAGACGAAGCUGUGCGUCAAGCCCGGCAUGACAGUGGCCCAACUGAAGGAGCAUUGCUGUUCACAGUUUUAUGAUCGUUACCAAAUGCGGCUGGAUGACAGCACGUUGUGUGUUCGCUACUAUCAUGAGAAGGCGAGACGGCAUGUGGUUUUGUCCUCAUACCGUGAGCUGCACUCUUUUGCUUGUUUUCAGCGAUGUGAGCGUGAGAAUAUUCCAAUCACUCUGCAACUUACCAGGGAGGACAACUUAUCAAAGUUUGUGCACGACACGAUGAAUGUUGCGAACAUGUCAAGAGUGAAUUUUUCUCAGGAUCGUGCGGACUGA